Culicoides brevitarsis is the source of this 1044-nucleotide messenger RNA. RefSeq names its product homeobox protein Hox-B3-like. Gene Ontology annotation, cellular component: nucleus. Gene Ontology annotation, molecular function: DNA-binding transcription factor activity, RNA polymerase II-specific; RNA polymerase II cis-regulatory region sequence-specific DNA binding. The record is from RefSeq and is a predicted model, not a curated record. Gene Ontology annotation, biological process: regulation of transcription by RNA polymerase II. NCBI's taxonomy places the organism in Eukaryota, Metazoa, Arthropoda, Insecta, Diptera, Ceratopogonidae. The transcript is spliced from 2 exons. The coding region runs from base 1 to 1044 and encodes 347 amino acids.
AUGAGUGCAUCAAACAUCAUUCAACGCAUCAACUACGAGCCCCAAAGAAAAUCCUCGGACUACGUCGCCCAUCAAAAGACUUACGUGUCAACUUCAGUGAUGUAUCCGACCUUAACUCCUUCCUUCGACGUUCAACGACGUGGCAUCAAGCGUUCCUGCUCCUCUGACGAAGAUGAUUUCGCGACGCCGGCAAGCAAAAGAUGUCGCACCGCCUUCAGUAGCAAACAGCUGAGCGAACUCGAGAAGGAAUUUCAGUUCAAUAAUUAUUUGUGUCGCCCGCGGAGGAUCGAAAUUGCGCAUCGUUUGUCACUUUCGGAGCGUCAAGUCAAGAUUUGGUUCCAAAAUCGUCGCAUGAAGCACAAAAGAUGCAUCACGACGGGCAACGAGAGCAAAUAUGAGAUGCGUUCGAUGGCAAUUCGUCAAUCGCCGCCCAAAGUUCAUCCCUCAAUUGCCCAAAGACGCGACAUUGUCUCACGUUUAAUGGCACAUUCGCAACUUCAUUCGACCCAAAAAGCAGCGGAAGUCCCUCAAAUCGCUGCGACACCAACAAUUGCCUCUCCGGAAAAACUCAUGAACUCAAAAGUCUACGAUUGGAAUCACAACUCUGUCAAAUUAAACGAACAAUAUAUCUCGAAAACGACCGAUGCUUACCCCGAAAUUGUCGAUUUCUUCUCGAAUAUCGAACCAAAAACGCCGGAAAAGAAGAAAAAUGAUGAAAUUCCCUCAAAAAUUGUCAAAUCCGAGUCAGCUGAUGAAAGUUUCGAUGCCGCUUAUGAAGAUCUGCUCGAUUUUUGCGCCUUGAAUGCUGAAAAUAAUAAUUUUACAGCGAAUUUAUUCAACGAAGAAGACUUUAAUGGUCCACUGACGUCAUCAAUUGCUGCAACGACACAACCCGACAUCAAUGACAACUAUCAAUCAACGUAUAAUUUCAUGCUGGAUACGCUUGAGGCACCGCUGCAACCUGCUAUCACAAUUGAAUGGAUCGAGAAUCAGAGUGAAAGUAAUCUUUUUGAGUCCUUUGCCAAUGAUUUUGUGAGUCUGUAA